Messenger RNA from Eremothecium cymbalariae DBVPG#7215, 594 nucleotides. It is a transcript of the gene MIX23, whose product is annotated as Mix23p. Gene Ontology annotation, cellular component: mitochondrial intermembrane space. The record is from RefSeq and is a predicted model, not a curated record. Lineage: Eukaryota; Fungi; Ascomycota; Saccharomycetes; Saccharomycetales; Saccharomycetaceae. Bases 1 to 594 code for a protein of 197 amino acids. The transcript has a single exon.
AUGAUUAAUAAAUGUAAUGAACUCAGAUGCAAGGUACCUACAGGAAUCCUUAACUCUAACAACAAUAUCCUUACAGCAACGCAGAAUGAAUUGGUCUUGAACAGAAAAGGAUGCAUGAAUCCUACCUACGUCGAUUCCUUUCUUGGAAUAUUACGGCGCACCACCGAUAAUAAUAUUAAUCAGAAAACGAAUAAAAUAUUGAACGAUGAUUCGCAGGAUAUUAAACCGAGGUGCGACCAGUUUAUACGUGAAGAAUUGUAUCCCUCUUGGGCUGUAAGAAAUCGUAUUAUAGACUUUUGCGCUGCUGAAGCCGGCCUACUAAAGGAAAAACUGAUUACUGAAUAUGCACAUUUGAAUGCUGAAAUAGAACCAGCACCAAUAGUAGAUGCCAGAAUUGAUCCUUAUGCACCUAUGGAUCUGGAUAAUAGGGAGAAGAUAUUUUUCCAUGAUGUAAUGAGGUUAGAAGAGUGGGUGCGUAACCAAAGACAAAUAGAGCAAAUAGUAAAAUUAACAACUCUGAGAACCCUCGGUAAAGUAUGUGGUAAUAAUAUCGACUACAUCAAGGCCUUCGAAGAGUUCCGUUGUUCUUUAUAG